Molecule: messenger RNA, 1364 nt
Organism: Mangifera indica (mango)
Lineage: Eukaryota; Viridiplantae; Streptophyta; Magnoliopsida; Sapindales; Anacardiaceae
Product: DNA repair protein RAD51 homolog
Exons: 9
Coding region: 197-1219 (340 amino acids)
Biological process (GO): DNA strand invasion; mitotic recombination-dependent replication fork processing; reciprocal meiotic recombination
Cellular component (GO): condensed nuclear chromosome
Molecular function (GO): ATP binding; ATP-dependent DNA damage sensor activity; ATP hydrolysis activity
Source: RefSeq, a predicted model, not a curated record
CCAAUCCAUGUCUAGAUCCAUUAAGGUCUUUUAAAACUUCUCUUCUAAGCCAUUCUUUGGCCAUUCUCCAAUAUCAUAGUUUUGGCGCCCAGCUCAGAGUCUUUCCAAAAUCAUCAUCUUUCAUUUCCCUCCAUUCUCCAACAUUCUUGACCUCUCUCUCCACGGUUCAAUCGGGAUUUCUGAAGCCGAAGGCGUAAUGGAGCAGCAGCAGAGGAAUCAGAAGCUAGCGCAAAAUGAGGAACUUGAGGAGAUACAACACGGUCCUUUCCCUGUCGAACAGCUUCAGGCAUCAGGCAUUGCUGCCCUUGACAUAAAGAAGCUCAAGGAUGCAGGUCUUUGCACAGUUGAAUCUGUUGUUUAUUCCCCAAGGAAAGAACUUUUGCAAAUCAAGGGAAUCAGUGAAGCAAAAGUUGACAAGAUCAUUGAGGCAGCUUCUAAACUUGUACCAUUGGGUUUCACCAGUGCCAGCCAACUUCAUGCCCAGAGGCUUGAGAUAAUUCAGAUAACAUCUGGAUCAAGGGAGCUUGAUAAAAUUUUGGAAGGAGGAAUUGAGACAGGAUCUAUCACUGAGAUAUAUGGUGAGUUUCGCUCUGGAAAGACUCAGCUAUGUCACACAUUAUGUGUCACAUGCCAACUUCCGUUAGAUCAAGGAGGUGGUGAGGGGAAAGCAAUGUACAUUGAUGCUGAGGGCACGUUCAGGCCACAGAGACUCUUACAAAUAGCUGACAGGUUUGGUUUGAAUGGUGCUGAUGUCUUGGAAAAUGUGGCCUAUGCUAGAGCAUAUAACACUGAUCAUCAAUCACGGCUUUUGCUUGAAGCAGCCUCCAUGAUGGUGGAAACAAGGUUUGCCCUUAUGAUAGUGGACAGUGCUACUGCUCUCUACAGGACAGAUUUCUCUGGAAGAGGAGAACUAUCAGCGCGGCAAAUGCAUCUUGCAAAAUUUCUGAGGAGCCUUCAGAAGUUAGCAGAUGAGUUUGGUGUUGCUGUAGUGAUUACUAAUCAAGUAGUUGCACAAGUGGAUGGCUCUGCCAUAUUUGCUGGACCUCAGAUUAAACCUAUUGGUGGAAAUAUCAUGGCACAUGCGUCUACAACAAGGCUUGCUCUUCGGAAGGGAAGAGGUGAUGAGCGCAUCUGUAAAGUAAUAAGCUCUCCUUGUUUGGCUGAAGCAGAAGCUCGAUUUCAGAUUUCUACAGAUGGCGUUACUGAUGUCAAGGACUGAAAACUUUAGGCCAUUUCAGCUCUCAUUCCAGAACUCCUGGGAGGUCAUUUUGUUUCUCUUAUGUGUAUCACUGUUAUUUCCAAAGUACACAACAAUGUCACAAGUUUUUUAUUUUGUUAAUACAAUUUUAUGCCCAAUUUCUGAA